This is a messenger RNA of Oryzias latipes (Japanese medaka), 2468 nucleotides long. Its product is annotated as pleckstrin homology domain-containing family S member 1. NCBI's taxonomy places the organism in Eukaryota, Metazoa, Chordata, Actinopteri, Beloniformes, Adrianichthyidae. The record is from RefSeq and is a predicted model, not a curated record.
AUAUAAAAACUGCUUCAUGUUCUCAUUUUCACAGAGUAGCAGGUACUGCACAGGUGUGAGGUCACUAUGUUAAAGAGAUCGAAGAGCCCGGUGACUCCAGGAGAAUCUGUGUUCUUCAGGCCUUUAUCUGUCGUCCUUAAGGUUAAAUCUGGAAACUUGUAUAAGUCUCCUCCUCAAUAUGCAAUGAAGACAGAGAAAUCAUGGAAGAAGCGUUUCUUCGUUCUCUUCAAAAUCAGCGAGGGUCAUCAUCAGCUGAUGUACUUCAGGAGUUCAGAUGAUGAAGGGCAAAAGCCACUUGGAGAGAUUGAAUUGUCACGCGUCUCUUUGCUGCACAGGAACCCACAACAUCAACCGAAAUGGGAAUGGAUCCAGAAGACCUUCAAAUGCUCCCCAGACCAUGUUGUCUACAUCAAGACUGAGCGCCGUGACUACUUUCUCCGCGGGGAGACCAGUGAAGAAAUGGACAGCUGGUUCUCUGUCCUGCUUGAUGCUCUGAAAGACCGCCCGUUCAGAUUCCUCUCAGUAGAAGAAGUCUCAAAUGGGGAGCACACAGUGGAGGCUAUCUCAGGUCCCAUGGUGAAAAAGAAAAACCCACCUGAACUUAAAAAGAUAAGGUCUUUAUCAGUGCCAGAUGUUCACUACAACACCAGAGAAGAAGCAAUGGAUGCUCGACGUCCAGUAUCUUACCCUUCCAAAUCAAACAGAUUUGCACAUCCACCACUUUGCACAGUACCAAUACUGGAGGAAAACAAACCAAAGAACAAUGAAAGCUCAGAGUUACUAUAUGAAACAAUGGAGAACCUUCAGCUGAACGAAGACACAAAUACAGCCACUGACAGAGAAGUUGUUAGGGAUGGGACCCUGUUGAGGUCUUUCAAUGAAGCCUAUGACAACAUCAGGAUAAGAGUUUCACCCUUCGCUUCAACUGAAAACGAGAAAUCUGACAGUGACAGUGAAAAGAAACCUCGCUCUUCAGCAUCCAGCUGCAGCUCUACUACCUCUUCUUCAAUGGAAAACUCGUCGGAUUUUGUCGCUGUUGCCUUUGUAGAGAAAGACAUUGAGAUGAGUACAGCAGACUUAAAAAAGCAUCUCACACUCGUCGACAAGAAUGGAAAACUGAGGGUGUCCUCGUGGACCGGCGUGCAGCAGCAGACUCUGGGGCUCUUCCUCAAAGGAGACCUAAUCCUAGCAGUCAAUGACUUGCGAGCGGUAAAUCUGGACGAGUUCAACAUGUUCGUCAGCAAGAGUCUAAAGGACAAGGUAAAAGUGACCAUCCUGCGUCCCUCUGGAGGAGAUCUGCAUUCACGAAACAGCGCCUGCAACAGCUGAGAUGCUCUCCUCUCCUUUAUAUCUCUGAUUAGUUCUAACAUGAACAAUCAAUGUAUUCAACAUCUGUAAUAAUCAGUCCAGGACAACCUCUGUUGCAUUUGUCUACCUGCUCGUUUGCACAUUCCUAAAGGAGCUUGAUUACGUUUAAAAGAAUAUUGUUUUAAAGUGAAAUCCAAAGAGCGUAUUAUGUUUUCUUGUAAAUGUUUGCUCUGUGGCGUCGCCCUAGGUGCAAACAAAGGCAGAAAAAUGAGUUUCCUCAUACCUCCUUGUGUGCUGUUAGCCUAAAGUAUGAAUCAAAACCUGCACCUAAGCGCAAAAUUACACGUUUGUGAAAGACUUGAGAACAAAAUAUUUUUAAAUGUACAAUUUAAUUACUUUUAUGAUGACGCUGAAGGUAUUUGUACAAAAAAAAAAAACAACAAUGACAAGUAGUUUUGAAGAAUCAAUUGUACGGCAGAAAUUCCACCACAAGUAAUGGAUGUUUCUUUGGCGCCGCAUCCUUUGGAUCAGGGCACAGAACUUCCUUGCAGGACCAGAAUGGGUACCUUUUCAUAGAAACGAUGGCUCAUCACAUUAAAACUCCGUGACCAAUCAGCAGCCAAAACAAAAGGAAACCAGUUUGGUGACAUCUUUUUUACAGGAAUAUUGCAGAAGAAGUCGGUCAACACUUAUGCAGACAGUGGCAUGAGAGUGUAAAUAAAUAAAGCUCGAUUUCCGCCUCCUUCAGACAUAAAGACGACUCUGGGUGUCAGAAAUAUUAGAACCCAGUUCUUCUAUGUGUAUUUAUGCUUUGUGCCUGUUGAUCUAUUUCCUCUUUAAGACACAUUAAACACAAAGCAAGCCUUAUGGCGCCAUAUACUUGUUCAUAAAUAUAUAUAUAUAUAUAUACCUUGUAUCCCAGAUGUUUUACCGUUGUUAGCACUUUAGGUUUUAAUGAUGUAAAUAAAUAAAGAAACCUCUAGAAAACCUUGGAAUUGGCAAAUUUGGAAAAUACGAUGAAAAAUUGACUCCCUGCUGCUGCACUUAAUAUAAAAUAAUUUUGUGGCACUGAUUUAUUUAAACGGUGAAGUCAUUCCUAAUAAAAGUCUCUACUGUCAGAAAUCUGUCUCUUUGUUGAAAUAAAAAGCAUUUUUAGGUUC